Messenger RNA from Toxorhynchites rutilus septentrionalis, 2452 nucleotides. RefSeq names its product Na(+)/H(+) exchange regulatory cofactor NHE-RF1. The transcript has 2 exons. Gene Ontology annotation, cellular component: apical plasma membrane. Gene Ontology annotation, biological process: protein localization to plasma membrane. The coding region runs from base 547 to 1323 and encodes 258 amino acids. The record is from RefSeq and is a predicted model, not a curated record. NCBI's taxonomy places the organism in Eukaryota, Metazoa, Arthropoda, Insecta, Diptera, Culicidae. Gene Ontology annotation, molecular function: protein binding; protein-membrane adaptor activity.
GUCCGAAGUGACGCUAGUAUUGAAGCGACAGGUAGAGUUUCAACAUUGCUCGGUAGAGUUUAGUCGGUGUUUCGCUCAACACGCGGGUUUCUCUCGAUUAGCUGAAAUCAAGGAAGUGACGGAGAAGGGAACGAAGGAACGACAACGUAAUAAAAAUAAUAAUAUUCAAUACAGACAUCCGAGGCUCUGUCCAUAGUGCAUUCUUUGGUGCUGGUUCUGAAAGUGAGGAAGCAAAGUUGUGUGACGGUUUGUGUGCAGGUGCAAGAAGAAAGGUGGUCACCUCGAAUUUCUACCAGUUUCGCGAGUGGCUGGCUAUUUCAAUCGGCAAAAAUCUUACAAAUUUGUCGUGUGGAUUCAGUGCUACUACAUCGAAACGAGAAGAUCUGCGGCGCUCUCGCGGUUAAGCCGACGCUUCGGAACUUCGCCGCUCCAGUAUUGACUAGAAGCAGCAGCUGAUAAGACGUGAACGGCGGUUUACAGCACGUGCGUACGUGGGAGUGAGUGUGUGUAUUUAUUUAUCUUGGAGCAGAAGCCAAACAGAAGAACAUGUCCAGCGGUAACAAGAACGGAUCGGCCAAUGGCACCGUCAAGUACGAGGCCCGGCUCUGUCACGUAGUCAAGCGGCCUGACUUCGAUGGGUACGGGUUUAACUUGCACGCGGAGAAGGGUCGGCCCGGGCAGUACAUCGGCAAGGUGGACGAUGGAUCCCCUGCGGAGUCGGCUGGCUUACGCCAGGGCGAUCGGAUCAUCGAGGUGAACGGAACUAACAUCACAACCGAAACCCACAAGAAGGUCGUCGAGCUGAUCAAGUCGGUCCCGAACGAGACAAAACUGCUGGUUAUCGAUCCCCGGGCAGAUGGUAACGAUCUGAAGAUGGCCUCGAGCAAGGCCAAAAAUGGUGGCGUGGAUGUGAAUGAUAACAGCAAACAGAUCAUCGAAUCGAGCGAAAAAUCCACCAAUCAGAAUAAACAUGACGUCAACGGGGAUGAGGACGCAAACAACAAAAAGAACAACAACGUCGACACGAGUGCUAAUAAAAUGACAAAUGGCGACGCGAAGAAACAACCGCCACACGCCGUCGAUCAGAUUAUCGAGGACACAAAGGCCUUGUCCGUGGUGGCAACGUCCCCCAAGACAGCGGAAUCCAACGGCAAGUCGGCGGUGGCGAGCGCGAAUGGAAGCAGCACAAAGGAAGGCCUUAAGCUGAACCUCAACAUGACCGCGGCUGAGCUACGUGCCCAGCUGGCUGCCCGGAAGAAGUACGACCCAAAGAACGACGUUUGUGAUUUGCGCAAAAAGUACGAAAUUAUUCAGAAAAUGUGAUAAGCCAGAUAGAAGUGACACAAACACGUGUGCUGCGUUUUCAUCUCGUUUUCGGUUAGUUACUUAAAAAGAGAGAGAGGUACUCUUCCAGAGGAUCAGUAUUGUACUUCGAGAACCACCCAAACUUACGGCCGGUGGGCAUUUAGUUAGCACUAAGUGACUGUGUACAGAAAAAAAGUUUUUACGCGCCCUUUAUCGUAUUUCCCUAUCACCCCACUCGCGUAAUGCCGGCAGAUAGGGGGUCUUUAUUAGAGAAAACACCUAGUAUUUUACCAGUUUAUUAUUAAAACUAUUACAGUAUAUCCACCUCACACAAUGGUAAUGAAAAAGGAGGGUUGUGUGUGACCAAAGUUCACGCCAGAUUACCUUCUCCGGAAUGCGACACAGGAAAACAGUCAGAGAAAAAAUCGAUCGCUGUUAUCAUUGCAAUUUUCGAUAGCAGCUGAUAAGGAGACAACAGUGCAUGUGUAUAAAGUGAAUAUCUAGCGCGAUGUGUACACAAUAAAUUAAUUAGCAAGCCCAAAACAUGAUACCGACAGCAGGCAGCCACACUCUGAAGAGGUAAACCCUCAGACCAGAGAGCGGAACACGAGAUAGAAUACUGGUUUGGUAAACAACACUCGAAAAAAAAAAGGAAACAAAAUAUUUGUGCUUUGCUUGAUCGUUCGGUUCCCUCCGAAGCAACAUUCUUGUUAUUUUUGUACUUUUCGUGUUCAUAUUUGAUUGCGUCGUUUUUGAAACACGUUAUUUGAUAGUGCCGCCUGUGAUUUGGUUCAGUUCUUUUUUUUUUUUGCGUUUGUUGUUUCCGAUAUCAGAUCCUGAAACGGCGUUUCCCGCGUGUGCUGUUGCUGUUGCCGCUUGGGGGACGCGGGCAAUGCUGAUGUGUUGUUUGCAACUAAGAAUUAAGUUAAUUGAACUGUAGAGGACAAGUAUGUAUAUGAAAAAAAAAACUGAAGGGGUAAAAUGUGCCAAAAUUUAAGAGAAGAAAAAAACGUGUGUCUGAAAAAGAUUUGUUCUUUUAUCGUGGAGUUUAUGUGAAAUAAUAUAUACCGAGAGUUAUACAGGAAGGAAGUGAACAGAACUGUAUCGCAUAAAAUGAAUAAAGUAUCAUAUUUAUAGUGCGUUAGAA